Molecule: messenger RNA, 2416 nt
Organism: Cucurbita maxima (winter squash)
Lineage: Eukaryota; Viridiplantae; Streptophyta; Magnoliopsida; Cucurbitales; Cucurbitaceae
Product: protein tesmin/TSO1-like CXC 5
Exons: 9
Coding region: 387-2105 (572 amino acids)
Biological process (GO): regulation of DNA-templated transcription
Cellular component (GO): nucleus
Source: RefSeq, a predicted model, not a curated record
CGCAAGGGAGAGAGACGAAGAACGUAAGCCUUCUUGCUCAUCUUCUUCUUCUGUCCAUUCGUGUACUGUAUACAAAAUCAUUAUUGUGUAGCCCUAGACGGCUCUUUCGAGUUCCCUUCUCUUCGGCUGUCUUCUAGUUAUCGGAAGUCCUUGUGAUUUUUCAGGUAUUAGAGGCCAGCUUCAAAGUCGAAGUUUUUUCAGUCUCGAAAUUGGACUGGGAUUCUUGCUUGAAAUUCAUAAGAUUGAGUUGAUUUCUAGAUUUUGAUUUGAUGGUACCGAAUUUGUGGAUUGAGAAAGUUUUUUGAAAAGAUUUGAAAAUUUGUUGGUAGUGGUUUGGUUUGGCAGUUGGAAUUUAAAUGUAAUGGUGGGAAUUAGAGCAUCCGGAGAUGGACGAUUUACCCCCGCCAAGUGCUCAAACUGGUAGUGAGGAACCGGAUAGCGUGGUUGCAUUUGAUGUUACUGCUAAGAAACUAGCUAGACAGCUGGAUUUUGCGGAGUUUGGUGGUGCAGUCUUACCAGAGCUCCCUCAUUUUCAGUCUCAGUCUCGUUGUCACUCGGAGUCACCAGCCGUGAUGGUGGUGCAGAGUCCGUCGCAGCCAAAGUCCCCUCAACAUUUGAUGGUUUUGCCCGUCGGAACACAAUCGCCUCAUCCUGUGGCUGCGAGAAAGCCAGAUUUUCCAAAGUCACGAUCAAGGUCUGUAGAAACAAAAGAUGCUACUCCAAAGAAACAAAAACAGUGCAACUGUAAACACUCACGCUGCUUAAAGCUGUACUGUGAGUGCUUUGCCUCUGGAAUAUACUGUGAUGGUUGCAAUUGUGCAAAUUGCUAUAACAAUGUCGAGAAUGAAGUUUCUAGGAGAGAAGCAGUUGAAACUACUUUAGAACGUAAUCCAAAUGCAUUCCGACCAAAGAUAGCUAGCAGCCCGCAUGGACCACGAGAAAGCAGGGAUGAGAUUGGAGAGGUUGUAAUGCUGGGAAAGCACAACAAAGGAUGCCAUUGCAAGAAAUCAAGUUGCUUAAAGAAGUAUUGUGAGUGUUUUCAGGCCAAUAUUCUCUGCUCUGAAAACUGCAAGUGCAUGGACUGUAAGAACUUUGAAGGAAGUGACGAGAGACAAGCACUUCUCCAUGGUGACCAUGUCAACAACAUGGCUUAUAUUCAGCAGGCAGCAAAUGCUGCAAUAACUGGAGCUAUUGGAUCCUCUGGUUAUGCUUGCCUUUCCACUUCAAAGAAAAGAAAAGGCUCAGAGCUUUGCUUUGGCCCUACAGGGAAGGAUGCCCCCUUCAACGGCAUAGCACAAUUUCAUCAGGCUAAUAAUAUGUUGUCUUCUGGCGCAUCUACAUCAUCUCCCCUCCCUGUUGCUCAUGUUGGCAGCCCUGCAGCACCGGAACCUUCAAAGUUUUCAUUCAGGUCCUUAUUGGCAGACCUCAUCCAGAUGAACGACUUGAAGGAGCUUUGCUCAGUUUUAGUGGUGUUAUCAAGCGAAGCUUCCAAGAAUUUAGCAGAACAAAGAAUUGCUGUGAAGCAGAUAAAUGAUUCACUACAGAUUUCACGUGCUUCAACUGGAGAUAGGUCACAGCUUCAGAAGACAGAUGCGAAAGCCGCAGAUGUUGAGUGUGAAAGUUUAAACCAAGGUGAUAGAAUUGUACAUCAUAAUUCCAAUUCAGAUAGUUCGGACACGACAACGGCAAGGCCGAUGUCCCCUGGAACUUUAGCUUUAAUGUGUGAUGAACAGGAUACCAUGUUCACGGGAGCUGCUCUAGCUCAUGGGUUGGCAGGCCAUGGUUGCAACACAUCAUCACAUAUGCUUGAUAAGUCUGUAUCAGAAGUCUACAUAGAGCAGGAACGGAUUGUUUUGACAAAGUUUCGAGAUUGUCUUAAUAAACUCAUCACUCCUGGAGAGAUAAAAGAAACAAAUUCAGUAGAAGCGAGGAAUGAAAAUCACAGCAAGAAUUUCACCUCAAACAGUGGAUACCGACAGAGAAUUAUUAGCAAUGGGGUCAUAAAAAAUGUCGCUCUCUCGGCACCCAGAAUACCACUGAUCGAUGCUGCAGCUCAUCAUACUAGUAAUAAAAUUCUAACCCUACCUGAAAAUGGGAAAGAGUAAACCACAAAUUGGCAGAGAAGUACAGAAAAAGCCCAGGAAAGCAACUGGUGUGUUGCUCCAUCUCUGUAGUGACAGUCCAGUAUUCAUUCAGGAUUUUGCUUCCUGAAACUGGUCUGUUCUAGUCAGUUGGUGGCCUCAUUUUACUCUUUAUCUUAUUCGUUUUUAUAUCACCAUUAGAAUUCGAGGCGAAUUUUGAGUUUCAACCGUAGAUAGAAAUCUUUUAAUUGCUAAUCUUUGUACCAGAUAAAUAAGAGAACAAUAAUUCAUCCCAUUUGAUGAUCAAUGAAAUAAAAGAUUUGCUUCAUUAUGCA